Molecule: messenger RNA, 4097 nt
Organism: Saccostrea cuccullata (small rock oyster)
Lineage: Eukaryota; Metazoa; Mollusca; Bivalvia; Ostreida; Ostreidae
Exons: 22
Coding region: 113-4087 (1324 amino acids)
Source: RefSeq, a predicted model, not a curated record
CAAAUCUCCAUGCCUAUGGUAAUGAUGGUGUUAUUUGCUUAAGAUAUCCCUAUUUAGAGGGGAAAUGAAUAUAGUUAUAUGGAUAUUUAAGUUCAGAACUUUUAGUUGAGGCAUGGAUAGACUGUACAAGCAAAGUUCAAAAUCUCAUCAGAAGGAAAUGGAGAUGUUGAAAACUAUGACAGUCCCACCGGUCAGGUCACUGCUAGAGAGUGUUCCCCCAAGUCAGGCGGUGCUCACAGCUUAUAUAGACGACCUUGAUAAUCAUUUGGAGGAAAAUAGCCGCAAGAUGGAUGAGUGUCUUCAUGACAUCCUGAGAACAUGUAACAACUUACCAGGAAACAAGCAGUUUGCCAGUCCUAAGGAGGCCAUUAACAAUGUAAUUAGUACUCACAUCAUAGAGAAAGACUCCUGUUAUGAUCCUGAGGCAGAGGAUGUCCUCACUAUUCUCAGUCAUGUGAUAUCUGUACUAGAAAAUCAUCCAGGCAGUGAAGAAAAACUAUUACAGGAUCUCCUUUCAUUAUCCUCUAAUGAAGGAUUAUCACUGCCCUGUAAAUCCCAUCAGGGAUCAAAUCCCAUGCAGUCUGUCACCUCAGUCAAUGCAGUGAGUGACAAUCUGGAACUGCAGAUAGCUCAGCAGUGGGAUCAGAUCUCCCUUCACCUCCGGCGCUACUUUACAGACAAGUUACAGAAGCUCCCCAUCGACAGUACAAAGCCAGAUUUAGAUCUUUUUGAAGGGAAACGAAUUGAGUAUAUCCACAGCCUCUUGGCUCUGUUCUCUUCUGAUGAUAUCCUCAUCAAGUAUCAGACACUGAGAUCCCAGCAGUUGGAGCGCUGCUUCGAGACUUUACUGCCUGAGAUAGACUCGGAACAGUACAGUUCCAUGGAGAUUACCAAAAACUGCAGGGAGUUGUCAGAUAUUAUACUGAAUAUGAUUGAUGAAGAUUUUGUGAUCUUUAACUCGGGAAUUUUUAAGAAGGCUUUCAAUACUGCUAGGGCUAUGCAUGACAUGUACCUGGAGAAGUUCUCAGAUGAGAUGUCAGCACUUGUGGAAGAUAUUUGGGAAGAUAUUGAAGAUAUUGUUAACAAGCCUAGAAAAAAUUCAAAAGAUCAGCUGACCUCCAAUCAAUCCCAUAAUGCUGCACAGGAUGUACCUGAUGAAAGCAAUGCUAGUGAUCCAAGUCUCCCGAGAGUUUACAUGGAAUCCAUUUUAGAUGUGGUCACAUCGGUGUUACACAUAGAAGAACAUGUAGAAAUUCUACUGAGGUGUGCAGCCUGGGAUCCUGCUGGGGUGUCCAGUAAAAGGGUCAAGCGGAAAGGCAGUCUUAGAGGUGUGUUAAAGACAAGCUCCAGUCCUGAGAUGCAGAGGAGACCCCUCAGCUACACCUCAGAUGACCUGUCCUUCAGUGAAAGCUUCAACACCUCCUUUGGAUCCAUGCCUUCAAGUCUCUCUGACAGUACACCUGCCCCCAAAGUGGUGGAGAGAACUCGAGGUGAGGAGAGACUGAGAUGGGAAUGGAAACUGAUGUUUAAGAAGAUAGCGCCGGAUCUGUCUAAGUUUAUGGGGCAGCAGAUCCGGAACCUUCUGAAAACAACCCUGGACUCUGAGCUCAGAGACUGGGGACAGGUGGGGGUCCUCCACACCGAACCUGUACCACAGGAAUUGUGGGGAGGCAAGCUGGAUUAUCCAAAAUGCAUUUCUAAGUCGGUAUCAGACUUCAUGACUGAGCUUGACUUUCUGCUGCCCUUUGCGAGGGCAGGCACAGAUGGUUCCAUCUUAAAUUGUGUUAGGGUGGCCUAUGUGGAUGCUAUCAAUCUCUGUUUACAGAACUUCCACGUUCACCUCACAAAGUUGUGCAGUGAUAUCCCUCGGAAUGCCCCCAUGCAGAGCCUCUACAUUCUAUUGGCUAGCUCUGUGUACAUUAAGAACCACCUACAACACUACGAGGCGGUGCUCACAGGAGAAGAGACCAGCAAGAAACUUUUUUCUGCUCUGCAUAAGAAUUACAUGGAGUUGGUGGAUUCCCUGUUCAAGCUGACUGUUGAGAUCCAUAAUAACUACAUGGCCACCAGUGUUCUACAGGACAUGGAAAGUUACAACUGGAAGGAUAACAAAGAAUUCCAGGAGGGUGAGCGUUGCUCCUUCCCUGUACAGAUGUGGAACUACCACAUGCGAGGACUCCGCCACGACUUGUGGACCAUUUGUCCACCGCGUCUCUCUCAGGAUUUAUUUGGACAGGUGCUUCAGAACUCCAUACAGAUUCUGUCACAGAGAUACUCCCAAUCCAAGCCAAGCUAUCGCAGAACUUCUCAGUUCAGAUCUGACAUCAUCACUAUUUUGUUGUGUGCCAGUGAAUUACUUUUCCCAGCAUGCAAUUCAGUUUCCAUGUAUCUUGACCCUGGGUCAUCCCAGCUCCCUCAUUACAGCAUACACAACUUCUGCUCCACACUUCUAGCAGAUAUGGCCAUUGUGGCUUCACCCCUUGAAAUACUUUACAAGAUUUAUAAAAGGGGUUUCCAUGAGUUACCUGAACAGCCUCUUUCUGGAUUGUCAUCUCCUACAGCCAAGGUCAUGGGUUCCAACACCAACUGGUUGUCAUGGAUACAACCAACCAUUUUUCAGGCUGGACAUAAACACUACUUUGAUAUGAGGACAACCACUGCCCUGUACUUUCACUGCAAACUUCUUUUAUCUCAGCCACAGAUUGAUUGGGCAAAAGUGCUGCAGGCUUUCAUCAUGAAGGAUUUCACCCUACCCAUCUUGUUUCUGACUCAAAGUGUAACGACUGACUCAUCAUCAAAAGGAAACACUGACAACAGUCUUGAUCAUGAGAAAGUUGGCGAGACGUUUUCUGUCAUCACCAAAGUUUUGACGCAGUGUCCCCAUUUUAAAGAGUCUGUGGCCAAAGUUCUUGUGCCAGUCAUAAACAGGUGUAAUGAGUGGAAGCUGUUGGACACUAAGACACAGAUAGGACUGGAGUCUGCGGUACCUGUAUGGAUGGAGACUGUCUUCACACUGCUAGACCCAUUUAUCCACAGCAUAUUGAAGCCACUACUAGUUUCUGUGGUUUUGGACUCUAAUACAGGUCCACCCAUCCGUCCUAUCAUGUCUGUAUUGGCAGAUCUGCCCUGUGGAUGUAGACCCCAGUUCUCCGCUCCAUACAAAUCUAAAACUUCAGAAAGUGAGAAGGAGGCAAUGGAUGCCUUGCUGAGACAGGUAGUGGGAUACAUGUCAGACAAUGUCUACUCCAUCCCUAACACUGUUUGUAUCAUACUGAGGGCUCUACAGGAGCACUGUAUAGCCAAUAACAUCAAAACACCACACCACUGUGCUGGACUCAAGAUUUUAGGCACCUGCCUUAGGAGGAGACUACAAGACAAAGGUUACCUGGAGAGAAUUACUGGCCUCACUCUGAAUCACAAACAAGUGGAGGAUCUCAAGUCUCUGGCCGACUGUAUUUAUUACGUACUUAUCAACACUAAAGCUAAGAGCAAUGCCACACCAAAGCUGGGUGGAAAAUUCUGUAAGGAAAACAAGGAGUGGGUUCACAGUAAAAUCCAGUCAAUAACUGCCUACCUUAACAAUGUGAUUUUUGAGAUCAGUGACCACACUAUAUUGGAGGGUGCGACCAAUGAGUACAUGAAACAGUUGUUUACACUGGCUGCCAGUAACAUUCUGGAUUCUCCUACUGGACAAGCUGAUUUGACCUGUCUGUAUGGUCUGAUAGCUAACAACUUUGCCUGGCUGGAGAAACAGUUUGAUAUCCAGUUUGUUUUGCCUCCAUACGGAACAGAAGAUGUCCCACAAUUCUCUCUGAGGAUGGAGGUGGAUCACCCGAGAGAGUUUGAUGCAUGUAAAGAGUAUGAGAUGAUUGGAUCAAGGAAGUUUGAUCAUGCUACAGUUGAGAAUUACGACAUAAACUGGCAAGAUCUUCUGUCGUCAGACCUGGGGAUCAGUGAGUUUGGAUUCCGUUCUCUCCUGUACAACCGACACGAGAUGCAGGACGGGGCGUACUUAGAGGAACAGGAGAAGAAACCAGUAGAAACGCUCAAGUCUGUGUAUGAAAAUGAACCCAGAGAGUUAGGAUAAAAUAUGUACA